AUGUAGGUAAGGCUCUGCAGGCUGAGAACUCACCAGUGGUGUUUUAUUCUGUUUAAUGUCUUCCUGUUUCAUGCCUUACUCUUUGGGGCUGAUUUUGUGGAGGAAUACUUUUUGCAAUCACUACCAUAUGUGGACGUGAAAGUUCUUGAGAUUAAGGAAAAGGCAAGGAAAUUGAACUUGGAGCCCUUGAAGAGUGAUCUCUCCAAGUUCUACAUCAGCAGCCAGUCUGAGAUGUGCCUGGGUCCGAAUAUCUUCUUGCUCUCCCUUGUCUUCAGCAGCCCAGAAAACGGGACAAGACGGAAUCUGAUCAGGAAAACCUGGGCUAACGUGACAGCUGUCAGUGGGUAUCGUAUUCUCACAUUGUUUGCUACAGGGAUACCAGCUUCAGGGAUCACUGACUUAGAAAUUAAGCAAGAGUCCAAUAAGUAUGGUGAUAUCAUCCAGGGAAAAUUCCUGGACAGUUCUGGGAACCAAACCCUGAAGACCAUCUUGAUGACCCAGUGGGUCCUAACUUUCUGCCCCAAUGCCAUGUUCAUACUUAAAGUUGAUGAAGACAUGUUUGUCAACCUUCCAAAUUUGGUGGAUUACUUGCUCAGCUUGAAAGCAAACCUUGAGGACAUCUACAUUGGAAGGGUCAACCAUCAGGAGAUGCCCAACAGAGACCCUCGAAGUUGGGGCUUUGUACCGCUCAGUCAGUACCCAGAGAAAUAUUACCCUGAUUACUGCAGCGGAGAAGCCUUUAUCAUCUCCCAGGACGUGGCCCGGAUGAUAUACGUAGCAUCCAAGGAAAUACCCAUUUUGGUGCCUUCGGAUGUUUUUGUGGGCAUCUGUGCCAAAUACGCUGGCCUGGUGCCCAUCCACAGUUCUAGAUUUUCUGGGAAGAGACACAUCAGGUACAACCGAUGUUGCUAUAAGUUUAUCUUCACCUCCUUAGAAACAAAAGACGAGGAACUAUUCCUUGAGUGGAGGGAGAUUAAUGAUGGGAUAGACUGUACGCUCCUUGAGACCUAUUACGGGUUGAUAUCUUGCAAACUCCUCACCUAUUUUGAUAACUUUAAAUACUUUAACAUGGGUAUACUAAAAGACGAUGCAAUGUAUUUGGCAGAUUAA
Tachyglossus aculeatus (Australian echidna) is the source of this 1110-nucleotide messenger RNA. It is a transcript of the gene B3GALT9, whose product is annotated as beta-1,3-galactosyltransferase 9. The transcript has a single exon. Gene Ontology annotation, molecular function: hexosyltransferase activity. Gene Ontology annotation, cellular component: membrane. NCBI's taxonomy places the organism in Eukaryota, Metazoa, Chordata, Mammalia, Monotremata, Tachyglossidae. The record is from RefSeq and is a predicted model, not a curated record.